Molecule: messenger RNA, 2034 nt
Organism: Colletotrichum spaethianum
Lineage: Eukaryota; Fungi; Ascomycota; Sordariomycetes; Glomerellales; Glomerellaceae
Product: phenol hydroxylase
Exons: 4
Coding region: 1-2034 (677 amino acids)
Molecular function (GO): FAD binding
Source: RefSeq, a predicted model, not a curated record
AUGGCACCUAGUGUACUGAACUCGGACGGUUCAAUGGAGAACCAGAACGGUCAGGCUGGUCAAAACGGCCAGACUGCCCCGGUCGGCAACCCCGCUGGACGUCUAAACGCCUUCGACGCCACUGUAGACACCCUCACCCUACUACGUAGCCUGCCUGAGCCUCCUAUAGAAGCCCAGGUAUGCGUUGUUGGUGCUGGUCCCGCCGGUCUCAUGCUGGCUGCCAACCUUGGUCGUUUCGGUAUCAAGGUUGAGGUCAUUGAUGACAGGGCUGACCAGACACCUGUUGGAAGAGCAGACGGACUGCAGCCCAAGACGAUCGAGACCUUCCGUCAAAUGCGCCUGGCCGACCCUUUACUGCUCCGAGGCGUUCGCGUAUACGAUAUUUCCUUCUGGCGAAGCACCGCCGACGAGCCGCUGCAUAGACUGGGCCGCGAAGUUCACUAUCCUCCUGUCAUUGACGUCCUAGACCCCUAUAUCCUGCUCGUACACCAAGGCAUGGUUGAAGGUCUCUUCAUUGACGACCUGAAGAAGCGUGGAGUUGAGGUGCGGAGGAACACGGCGUUCGAGUCCUACAGCGUCCCGGAAAACAAGGCUGGACCUCUCCAGGUCAACUGUCGCACCAACGUCACCCAAGAUCGGCGAACAAUUCUUACACAGUACUUGGUUGGAUGCGAUGGCGCCCACUCUAAGGUGCGGAAGAGCAUCCCAGAUGCGCGAGCCAUUGGCUUGUCGCAGCCGGCAAUCUGGGGUGUUCUCGACGGCGAGCUCAUCACCGAUUUCCCGGAUAUCUGGUCUAAGACACUAGUCUACUCCCAGGAGUACGGAUCCAUCCUGAUUAUCCCUAGAGAAAGGAAUAUGACACGCUUCUAUAUCGAGCUUAAGGCAAACCCCAAGGCAGACAAGCGAGAGCUUGGCCAGGAGUUUGUUAUGGCUCGCGCAAAGAAGAUAAUGGCGCCUUUCGAGGUUAACUGGAAGUAUAUCGAGUGGUUUGGUCGUUACCAGAUUGGCCAGAGAGUGGCCAGCCGGUUCGUCGACCCCCAUUUGAGGGCUUUCCUUGCUGGUGACGCCAGCCAUACGCACUCCCCGAAGUCGGCUCAAGGCAUGAACACCUCGAUGCACGACUCGUGGAAUCUUGCAUGGAAGCUGAACCUGUCCAUUCGCGGGCUCGCGAAGCAAGCCCUGCUUGAGAGUUAUGAGGAGGAGCGAAGGAAGAUCGCUGUCGACCUGGUCAACUUUGACUAUGAGCAUGCAAACCAGAUUGCUGGUGGUGACGCAGUAGCUCUGGCAGAGAACUUCAAGACGAACGUUCGUUUCAUUUCCGGUAUUGGUGCCGAGUACUCUGAGAGCCCACUGAACAGGCCCGAGCCUCAAGGCCUUAUCAUGGGAGAUGCCAGGCCUGGUUGCCUGCUUCCUCCGGCUAAGGUCACCAGGUACAUCGACUCAAACCCCGUCGACGUCCAGCUCGACAUCCCGAUGCUCGGACAGUUCCGUAUCUAUCUUUUGAUGUGGGACAUCCAGGCGUCAAGCCCCUUCCUGGAGACUUUCUGCCAGUCUAUUGCCUCGGCCAAUUCUUUCAUCAGCAAGCUGUCUGCUUCCGCAAGUGCUUCAUAUGCUGCGCAGCCCAGAUUGCCGUGCCCAGAGGACAUCUACUACCGGCCUGAAAGAUACACCACUGUCAGCCAUCUCUUCACAUUUGCCUUGAUUACUACAAUGCCUAAGGCGGAUGUGGAGAUCUCAGACCUGCCGGCUCUGCUGCAGGACAGCCGUUGGACCUUCUACCUGGACGACAUUCCAGAACAGGACACGCGUGGUCAGCUCUGCACCAACAAGUGGCUCGGCAGCCUCGGCCCCGGUGAGGUUUCCAUUGUCAACGUGCGACCAGACGGCUAUGUGGGUUCCGUUGGUCGAUGGGACUCGAGCAUGGACGAUGCCGGUGAGGAGGCUGCUCGAUGGUUGGACGACUAUUACGGCGGCUUCCUCCAACUGCCCAACGGCUCAUCACCUACCCCUACACCGACCCCCAUGGCAGUUUAG